Molecule: messenger RNA, 462 nt
Organism: Dracunculus medinensis (Guinea worm)
Lineage: Eukaryota; Metazoa; Nematoda; Chromadorea; Rhabditida; Dracunculidae
Source: the annotation of a GenBank genome assembly
AUGCAACAGUUAAGUGUUAUUAAAGAAUGCGUUGUAUCGCCUUAUUAUAAGAUUAUUUCAACAUCUUCGACUGCUCUUGCCAAUCUUGACUCUCAGUUGGUGACUUAUUCUUCAGAUAAUAAGAAAAUGGUUUCCCUAAUUAUGGUAAAUGAUAACAUGGAAAAAAAACAAUAUAUUCGGGUUUUCAAUCGGAUCGAAAAUCUCGAACUUUGUUGUGUAGAUGUUACAACGCCAAAAAUGCACGGGGUUAUCCACGAAAAAAGCCCAUUCGGCGGCUUCAAGUGGUCAUCAAAUGGAGACAAAAUUCUGUAUGUUGCUGAAAAGGAAGAGAAAGCGACAGAAUUUUUUGAUGCAAGUUUGGACUGGAAUGAUGCAAACAAAAUACAAGAAUCACAUAUCGUACAUUUUGUUUUUUCAUUUCAUUUCAUUUUUUCGAAACUUUUUGGCAGAAAUGAACGAUGA